Molecule: messenger RNA, 2551 nt
Organism: Lingula anatina
Lineage: Eukaryota; Metazoa; Brachiopoda; Lingulata; Lingulida; Lingulidae
Product: leukocyte elastase inhibitor
Molecular function (GO): serine-type endopeptidase inhibitor activity
Source: RefSeq, a predicted model, not a curated record
CGCUACCAAGUUAGCGUGGGCCAAAGUUCGCUGAAAUGUGGGUUUAAACAGUGUUUACGCUUGGGACUGUUAAAUGUACAGGAAUAAGUAAAGCAGUUGGUAUGUGGUGUUUACGAAAAACAUAACAGUCGACGAAAUACACUGUUUUUUGCUUAGCCAUAAUGGCAAGAUUUGUGACGUAAUUAGUAAAAACACAGGCGGAAAGCUGAUUUCCAGCUCAUGACUUUACCAGCUCAUGAUUUUGCCAUUUAAUGAGGUCAGAUUUUCUAACAGGUGUGCAAGAGGCUACCGCGUCGCCUCCUGGGCAAUUAACUCUCUGUCUCAUCUGCAGGUGAAAGGCGGUACCUUAGUGACGAUACUGAAGGGUGAUAGGUCGUUUGGUGACAGGCACUCGACAAACACCACGUCACGACUCGCUUUGCCACUGGGUUAUCAGAUCGCUAUCACUGCCCACGGUGAAAGUAAUAGCUACAGGGGAUUCGAGGAUAUAAACAGCCGCUGCGCCGAAGGCAAAGCAGCAUUUUUAUAUUUAAAAGUCGCCGUGACGGAGUGGACUAUACCGGUUUUAGAAUAGCCGAGUUGGAAAACAGGUGGUGUGACUCUCCAGACUUUCGGUAAGAAUACAGCUCGGUAAGAAUACAAGUACUUCCACGAUACUGUGCGUUUUAUACUACAGUAUUGAGAGAUACAUAUAACACUAACCGCGUGGCGUGCUUGACGUGGAAGUUAUAAAUACGAGUGCCUUUGGCAGGAACAGUGAGUUUUUAGCUUCACAGACAAUUCUGAUUUUUCCCUUAAUUACAGUGGGAAACAGUCACUGAUAUGAAGGCUUUCCUCUUUAUCGUCGCCACGCCUAUUCUUCUCUGCCUUCACGGCACGGAAGGACAGACGGUCGUUCCCGAUGAUGUUCUCACACUUUCCACGGCAAACUUCGACUUUGCCUUGCAGCUCUACAACAAGCUGAAGGCAGGCGGUGAUGGGAAGAAUAUAUUUUUCUCACCGGUAAGCAUCUCAACGGCGUUCGCUAUGCUUCACCUUGGCGCGAAGGGCAACAGUCGGAGUCAACUCGAACAGGUGCUGAAACUGGACGCACUCAGCGGAAAUAACGUUCACAAGGCAUUCAAAGACCUCCACGCCCUUCUUAAUUCACCGGCAACCAACGUGACCCUUCGCUCAGCCAACAGGCUCUACGCCAGCAACAAAUACGAAUCGUUCAAAGACCAGUUCUUCACGGACGCCAGUGAAUUCUUCGGCGCCUCAGUCGAGCGAAAAGACUUUGUGGGCAAAGCAGAAGCCUCGCGCCAAGAAAUUAACGGUUGGGUGGAGAAACAAACCGAGGAGAAAAUUAAGGACUUGAUACCAGCUGGCGGCAUUACACCGGCCACCAUCAUGGUGUUGGUGAACGCCAUUUAUUUCAAGGGAUUAUGGCAGGAUCCCUUCAACGCCAGCUACACCACCGAAAUGCCUUUCCGCACCGGCGCCGGGAGGUCGACCAACAUAAAAAUGAUGAUGAUUCCCGGCAAAACCUUCCCGUAUGCCGAGUCCGCGGCACUCAAGUCAAAAGCCAUUGAAAUUCCAUACAAGGGCACUGUUAGCAUGGUAGUCGUUGUCCCCGAUGACGUUGACGGACUAGCUGCCCUGGAGGCGAAGAUGGAUGUCACCGCAGCAAAUGUGCUUCUCGACAGCUUGGGCAGGACUGAUGUGAAUAAGUUUUAUUUUCCACAGUUCGAGCUGAAAGAGUCCCAGUACCAACUAAAAUCAUUUUUGACAUCCAUGGGGAUGACCGACAUCUUCGGACCAAAUGCCGAUCUUUCUGGGAUCGGCGGCAAUCCCGGGGAGUUACAAGUCGACGAAGCUAUUCACAAGGCCUUUAUUAAGGUUGACGAGCAAGGAACCGAAGCGGCCGCGGCUACAGCAAUAACCGUCCGUCUCACCGCCCUAACUCCACAAAUCGACGAGUUCAAGGUUGAUAGGCCAUUUUUAUUCUUUAUUCGGGAGAAGAUGAGCGGAUCCAUCUUGUUUAUGGGUCGUGUUGCCAACCCCCCGCCCGUCGGGCAGCCCAGAUCGAACGCCAUCCGGGAUGGAACGGAAACAGACGACAACAGUUCCGCAGCAAUUUUGGUGCCGUCAUGGACUCUCCUAUUGGUCAUUAUGUGGCGAAUGUUGUAAAACGUGAACUUGAAAUAGAACUCUGGUGUGUUUGACUGUGCAUAUAAAUAAGAAGCUAUAAAAAAUGUCGUUUGAGCUGAACACCAAAGACUGGCGAUUAACGGACGUUGCUGUGUGAUGAAGCUGAAACGCAAAGAUCUGCACAGUUUUUUCCCUCGUGUUUCUUCAGGGUUUGGUAAAAUAUUGUGGUUUUAUCACUUGUGCAGGUGUACAUUGUGUACCUACCUGCACCGCCAUUUUACGAAAUCUCAUCAAAUAUUAAUGGACUUUUUAUCGCUGUAAAAGCUAUGCGCCCGAAUACCUUUUAAGCUUUAACGUUUUCGAAAUCCUUUUAUUUUGUGUACAGAAGUAAUAAAGAUUAUCUUUUUAUAUAGCAACUUAA